AUGAACUCUUCCAUCUCUGCGGAAGAAGACUGGACCCUCUUGGACGAUCCCAACGAACGGAGGAAGAUACAAAACCGGAUCGCGCAGCGCAAGUUUCGGGACAAGAUCCGACAACAGAAGGAAGAUACCGCGCGACAAGCCAACAACGAAAGACUUGCUGCUGGAAUGUACAUGGCACCCUGCCCAGAGGAUGUCGAGACUACCGAGGAGACUGGACUACCGUGGGGCAGCUUCUCGAUGAAGCAUGUGAUCCGUACCGGACAUUUGCGGGAGCAGAGCUCACGGGAGACUUCGCUCCGUACGGCAGCGUCGGACAAGGGAGUCACUUCGAGACUCGGCCUGCAACUCGUCGAUCACUUUGCGAAAGGAGCGCCCGCAUGGGCUGCCUGGCGUGACAGAGCUGCGGCGUGA
Molecule: messenger RNA, 411 nt
Organism: Ramularia collo-cygni
Lineage: Eukaryota; Fungi; Ascomycota; Dothideomycetes; Mycosphaerellales; Mycosphaerellaceae
Exons: 3
Coding region: 1-411 (136 amino acids)
Biological process (GO): regulation of DNA-templated transcription
Molecular function (GO): DNA-binding transcription factor activity
Source: RefSeq, a predicted model, not a curated record